UAUCUCCGUUUUUUUUCCCCCCUCCUGGGUCAGAAAAAUUUUAAAUAAAUACCAAAACACGAUGGCAUUUUAAAGACCCUAAAAAUGUUACAGUAAUUUGAUUGGUUAUUGCAAAAUAGCUCUGGACAAAAUAAGAAACAAAGAAAAAAAAAACUACAAGACUUCCCCCUGGCAGAAGUGGUUGUCACAAAGACUGUCUAGCAUGGUGUAUCUCCCUGGACAGGUGGAGGUGCCCCGGAGAAAAGACACAAACCCCGAGGCAGGUAACUGAAUGCCAUCAAAGACACCUAAUCUGAGCAUGCGCACCCAUACCUCAGAGUUGCUAAGGCUGGGAGGAAGAUAGAGGUGCAGGAUACAGCGAGAGCCAAUCAGAGGGUGCAAAAACUAAUCAGUUAGCCAAUCCAGAUUCAAAAGUGAAUCAGGUCCUCCGCAUUCUGCUCACCCCACCCGUAUCCAAUCAGAGACGCGGCUACUUUGGGCGGACUUUUCAAAACGGGGGAAACAAAACAAAUCGGGGACCUUUAAAAGGUGUGAUGCGACUAGAAAUGAUCUCCUUCCGCCUCUCAACCAGCUCACUGCCCUUUCCUCCUUUCAAUUGUGAAAUGAGACGGAUGCCCAGACUCCACCCACGGCCUUUGUAACUGGGCGGGGGCUGGCUAGGUACAGCCUAGGAGAGCUGUGGAGGCCCAGAGAGACACUGGACACUGUGGCUUAGAGGCGGGACUCUUUUUCAAAGUCUGUGGAGGAAGUGAAGGAUUCCUCCGCGGAGAGUCACGUGCCCCGCCCCCUUGGGGGCGUCGAAAACUCAAAACAAAAACAAGGGCUUUGCUGGGGCCUCGCUGAGGCUAAGGCGGUGCAGGUAGAGGCACCGGCAGUGAGGGGUCAGCGUUGUGCCCAGAGCUGGGUGGGCGCUGGAGGGAGCAGGAUGAAGACAGGGCUGUAAGGCCGAGGCGGCCGUGGCAGGAGGGAAGGCUGGGAUGUCGGCCCCGGGGCACCGCUGAGGCGGCAGGUCCCAGACCUCAGAGACGGAGACGGGUCCGGCGCCCCCACCGCACCCGGUACACUCUGAAGUGCAACGCCAGGGGCCGUGGAGGCGCAUCUUUGGCACGAUGAAGGAUUUGGGGGCAGAGUACUUGGCAGAUCGUGAAGGAGUUCAGCUCCUUGGAUUGUUGAGUUUCUAUCUGGAACAAGAGCAGAGAUUCCAACCUCGAGAGAAAGGGCUGAGCUUGAUCGAGGCUACCCCAGAGAAUGAUAAUACUCUGUGUUCAAGAUUGAGAAAUGCCAAAGUAGAAGAUUUAAGGAGUUUAACUAACUUUUUUGGAUCUUGCACUGAAACGUUUGUUCUAGCUGUCAAUAUUUUGGACAGAUUCUUGGCUCUUAUGAAGGUGAAACCUAAGCAUUUAUCUUGCAUUGGAGUCUGUUGUUUUCUACUGGCUGCUAGAAUAGUUGAAGAAGAAUGCAAUAUUCCGUCUAUUCAUGAUGUAAUCCGGAUUAGUCAGUGUAAAUGUACUGCUUCUGACAUAAAACGGAUGGAAAAAAUAAUUUCAGAAAAAUUGCACUAUGAAUUGGAAGCUACUACUGCCUUAAACUUUUUGCACUUAUAUCAUACUAUUAUACUCUGUCAUAUAUCAGAAAGGAAAGAAAUACUGAGCCUUGACAAACUAGAAGCUCAGCUGAAAGCUUGCAACUGCCGACUUGUCUUUUCCAAAGCCAAACCAUCUAUAUUAGCUUUGUGCCUUCUCAAUUUGGAAGUAGAAACUUUGAAAUCCGUUGAAUUACUGGAAAUUCUCCUGCUUGUUAAAAAGCAUUCCAAGAUUAAUGACACCGAGUUCUUCUAUUGGAGGGAGCUAGUAUCUAAAUGUUUAGCUGAAUAUUCUUCUCCUGAAUGUUGCAAACCAGAUCUUAAGAAGUUAGUUUGGAUUGUUUCAAGGCGCACAGCUCAGAACCUCCACAAUAGCUACUAUAGUGUUCCCGAGUUGCCAACAAUCCCAGAGAGGGGUUGUUUUGAUGAAAGUGAAAGGACUCUUGUGAAGAUAUGAGUUGUGGAGAAGAGAGUCUCAGCAGUUCUCCACCCAGUGACCAAGAGUGCACCUUCUUUUUCAAUUUCAAAGUGGCACAGACACUGUGUUUUCCAUCUUAACUGAUUGUUCUGUGUCAGAGUUUAAAAUAUGUCUACCAGUUUUAAAGCAAUAAAUGGGGGAGUAGGUGGUUUUCUAGUCCAGCCCCCAUCUAGGCAGGAAUUACAUGGACUAGAAUACCUACCUUCUAUUUAUUAUUCAGAUCAGAUCUGGCCUAUUUUCAUAUUUAAAUCCUAAGCCAUCAAAUGGGUUAGUGCCUCUUAAAUAAUUAACAAUACUUUAGACAUUGGCACUUUAUUUUUGUUGUUGGUCUUUAGCUAUUUGGGGCAGGAAGGAAGGUGCUGAUACCUUUAAUUUGUUACUUUUCAAGAAGAUUUUUAAAGUUGAGUAGUGUUGCUUAAGCUUUUUUAUAAAGCCUUCAGGUGUCUUUAUUUAACAGAUUGGGAGUGUGCAAGUACUUCCUUAGCAGGGACAAUGGUUAAUCUCUUCAUGGUUUAUCUUAGAUUUUCUUCUCUCAUUCUCAGAACAGAGACUACACAGUAUUCUUAAAUGUCAAACAUUUUCUGUUGCUUUUUAAGUGACCAUUGUACUAUUUGAUGCAGAUCCUAUAAACUUAGGAAUUGUUAACAUUUCUGUGAAUUUUAGUAUAUAAUGUCUUUAAUUGAGGUUUCUGCUAAAGCAGAAAUAAUUGUUAAGCUAGAGUUGUUAGAUAGUUGAAUCCUUAAUGCCUAAGUAUUGUCAGACUAUAGUAUUAUUUUAAUGUUAUUAAAAAAUCCAUAAUCUGCUAGUUUUGCAUGUACCUGUAUGAAAGCAGUACAGGAAGUUAAACAGAACUAGGUUAACUAUGGAAUUGAUAAAUGUUGAUUUAGAAGCACAUUUUAUCUCAUUUUCUUAUAUUAAAAAGUCUGCAUGAUCACAUUUUAUUUCAUUUGUAAUUCACAUUUCAAAAAUAAUGUGUUAGUAUAUGGGUGCCAAGAUUUUAAUAUGAAGUAAAAAGAACUCCAGUGUUUGUAGUAUUAUAGUUUUAAGCAAAUCUGUUGUGAUCCAGCUGUAAGGAUGGGGAUAUAUAAAAACUCUGUACACCUAAGAUUUUGUACAGAGAAUUUUUAACUUUAUAAAACUGUAUAUGAAAAUGUAAAUCUUUAAUAUUGUACAUAAAAUACUGUAUUUUUUUACCUUGUGUGUGUGAUAGUCUAGUCAUUGCAUGUAAAUAUAAUUUAUUAUGUAUUUGGUGUUAUAAUUAGACAUGGAUGACUUACUUUUUUACUGGUAAGUCAACAUCCAUUGGAUGUUUUCUGAAGUGGAUCUUUUUGAAGUGAUAAUAGAUUAUAAUUCAAUAAAAAUAUCAUUGAAUUUUUGUUUGCAA
Messenger RNA from Ictidomys tridecemlineatus (thirteen-lined ground squirrel), 3444 nucleotides. RefSeq names its product cyclin G2 (gene Ccng2). The record is from RefSeq and is a predicted model, not a curated record. NCBI's taxonomy places the organism in Eukaryota, Metazoa, Chordata, Mammalia, Rodentia, Sciuridae.